UGGUCGAGACCGCGGCUCCGAGGACACUGCCCCGGCAAGGCGGAGCCGCGAGGGCCCGCGGGUCUUUCGGCGGUCCCAGUAGCCCCAGCGCAAGUGACCUGGACGCCAGCUGCCUCCGGCCCUCACCAUGACCCAGCCAGUGCCCCGAAUCUCUGUGCCCGCCGCGCUGGCCCUGGGCUCGGCCGCAUUGGGCGCUGCCUUCGCCAGCGGCCUCUUCCUGGGGAGAUGGUUCCCUCCUUGGCGAUCCCGGCGAGAGAAGGGCCUGCUGCCCCCUGAGGACAGCCCCCUGUGGCAGUAUCUGCUGAGCCGUUCCAUGCGGGAGCACCCGGCGCUGCGGAGCCUGCGACUGCUGACCCUGGAGCAGCCGCAGGGGGAUUCCAUGAUGACCCGUGAGCAGGCCCAGCUCUUGGCCAACCUGGCUCGCCUCAUCAAGGCUAAGAAGGCACUGGACCUGGGCACUUUCACAGGCUACUCAGCCCUAGCGUUGGCCUUGGCCCUUCCCCCCGCCGGGUGCGUGGUGACCUGCGAGGUGGACGCAGGGCCCCCCGAGCUGGGGCGUCCCCUGUGGAGGCAGGCUGAAGAGGAGCACAAAAUCGACCUUCGGUUGAAGCCCGCCCUGGAGACCCUGGACGAGCUCCUGGCCGCGGGCGAGGCCGGCACCUUCGACGUCGCCGUGGUGGACGCCGAUAAGGAAAACUACACCGCCUACUAUGAGCGGUGUCUGCAGCUGCUGCGACCCGGAGGUGUCCUCGCUGUGCUCGGUGUCCUGUGUCAGGGAGAGGUGUUGCAGCCUAAACCACAGGACAAGGCGGCCCAGCGUGUACGAAACCUGAACGAGCGCAUUCUGCGGGAUGCCAGGGUCCACAUCAGCCUCCUGCCCCUGGGCGACGGCCUCACCUUAGCCUUCAAGAUCUAGGGCUGGCCCCUAGUGAGUGGCAUCAAGGGAGGGGCCCUGGGAACCCCAGCCAUUCCGCGCCUGCUUUGAAUCUGACAAUAAAGUGAGGCCUGGGACACGA
Dama dama (fallow deer) is the source of this 1016-nucleotide messenger RNA. It is a transcript of the gene COMTD1, whose product is annotated as catechol-O-methyltransferase domain containing 1. Gene Ontology annotation, molecular function: O-methyltransferase activity; S-adenosylmethionine-dependent methyltransferase activity. The record is from RefSeq and is a predicted model, not a curated record. NCBI's taxonomy places the organism in Eukaryota, Metazoa, Chordata, Mammalia, Artiodactyla, Cervidae. Bases 128 to 916 code for a protein of 262 amino acids. The transcript has 7 exons.